AUGGGAGGAAGAACAUCCAAGGCCGAACCUACACCGGGAAACCGAAGGGAUCCGGAUUUUACUCAGUUCAAGGCACGGGUUGAUCGGGUGUAUAUAGCAGGCCUCAGCCGAACGUACGACGACUACGUGCAGCGUGCGGCACGCCACCUGUUUAAGGUUCAGAACUUUCAGGACGUUAUCGUAGAAACGGCAAACGUCAAAGAUGAGCUGUUGCGAUUAGGCAUCUUCAAGAACUUACGCAUCGCGAUCGAUACUAGUAAAAGUGAGGAUGCGACCAAAAACGGUUACACGGUCACGUUCACGGGCGAGGAACUUUCCCGGAUUACUGGAAACGUUGGGGUAGAAGUUGGCCAAAACGAUGGAGCGGCUACCACAGAACUGGUCACACCUAAUUUGUUUGGACGCGGGGAACGGCUAAGCAUCAAUCUAAGCCGCAGCUACGUCCGCAACAGUGUACUGAACAUGAAGUUCACCAAACCCUUCCUGCAUACGGCUGUCGGCGAUUAUGAACCGGAGACCUCAGUUACCCUGUUCCGCAAUGCGUCCCCUCAUCCCUGGUCCAAGUAUCGGCUCGAGGAUAAUGGGAUGCUGUUUGACUUUUCCUUCGCCAUACCGUCACUCGGCUUCAGCAACAGUCUCCAGUACGAGCUGGGCAUGAAGGAACUGUUCGCGUUGGACAAGCAGACACCAUUCUUCGUGCGUGAACACUGCGGUCCGCGGCUUGUGUCUACUUUCCGGUACAUCGGUCAGUACGAUGGGCGGGACGAUAGUGUUUUUCCCUCGAACGGUGUGUACGUGAAGGGUACGACUGAACUGAUCGGUAGUCAGCUUUCCCAGCUCGGUAUCGUCCGGCAGGAGAUGCAUGCGGAAUUGAACGUACCACUGUUUCUCGGUGCAUCGUUGCAACUGUGCGGUCGGAUCGGUGCAAUAUUGCAGGACAAGCGUAAGGAAUCGUUACCGAUCCAUCAGCUAUUUUUCCCCGGUGGACCGCAGACGUUGCGUGGUUUCGAGCUGGCCGGUGCCUGUCCACGGCGCGACGGUAUUGCGGCCGGCUGCCAAUCGUACUGGGGUACCGGGUUGCAUCUGUGGAGCCCGCUACCUUUUAAUCAGUACUUUGGCGGGUUUGGCAAUCUGUUCCGCACUCAUGCGUUCUAUAAUAUUGGCACGUGCGAUACUUACACGACAGAUAAACUACGCAGCACGGCAGGCAUCGGGAUUGCUUUCCGUAUGGGCCAGAAAGCGCGUAUCGAGUUCAACUACUGCCAACCGCUUUCGUAUGAAGCGGGCGAUCGAGUGGUGAAAGGGUUCCAGUUCGGCAUCGGUUACGAAUUCGUCUAA
This is a messenger RNA of Anopheles maculipalpis, 1338 nucleotides long. Its product is annotated as SAM50-like protein CG7639. Lineage: Eukaryota; Metazoa; Arthropoda; Insecta; Diptera; Culicidae. Bases 1 to 1338 code for a protein of 445 amino acids. The transcript is spliced from 6 exons. The record is from RefSeq and is a predicted model, not a curated record. Gene Ontology annotation, biological process: protein insertion into mitochondrial outer membrane; mitochondrial respiratory chain complex assembly. Gene Ontology annotation, cellular component: SAM complex; outer membrane.